Paraphaeosphaeria sporulosa is the source of this 3440-nucleotide messenger RNA. RefSeq lists its product as uncharacterized. Gene Ontology annotation, biological process: isoleucyl-tRNA aminoacylation. The transcript is spliced from 4 exons. Gene Ontology annotation, molecular function: aminoacyl-tRNA deacylase activity; ATP binding; isoleucine-tRNA ligase activity. Lineage: Eukaryota; Fungi; Ascomycota; Dothideomycetes; Pleosporales; Didymosphaeriaceae. The record is from RefSeq and is a predicted model, not a curated record. The coding region runs from base 49 to 3300 and encodes 1083 amino acids.
AAACAUAACCCCGCCACGCCGACGAAGGCACACGAUCACACGCCCGCCAUGAACUUCCCGCAGGAGGAGGAGCGCAUCCUUGCGCGCUGGAAGGAAAUCGACGCCUUCCUGCGCCAGGUCGAACUUUCCAAAGGAAAGCAGCCCUACACGUUUUACGAUGGACCGCCAUUCGCGACCGGCAUGCCGCAUUACGGGCACCUUCUCGCCUCGACUAUCAAGGAUAUUAUUCCGCGGUACUGGUCCAUGAAGGGGCGAUAUGUUGAGCGACGAUUCGGGUGGGAUACGCACGGUGUACCCAUCGAGUACGAGAUCGACAAGGAGAUGGGCAUGUCCGGCCGUGACGCCGUAAAGGAGAUUGGUAUCGCCAAAUAUAACGAGAAGUGCCGCGCCAUUGUCAUGCGAUAUGCGACCGAGUGGAGACACACUAUCGAUCGACUGGGUCGGUGGAUUGAUUUCGACAAUGACUACAAGACCAUGGACACGAGCUUCAUGGAAAGCGAAUGGUGGGUCUUCAAGCAGCUGUUCGACAAGGGUGUUGUGUACCGCGGAUUCAAGGUUAUGCCGUACAGUACCGCAUUGUGCACACCGCUCAGCAACUUCGAGGCGUCGCAAAACUACAAGGACGUCCAGGACCCGGCCGUAGUGGUCUCUUUUCCGCUGUUGGACGAUUCAAACACGUGUCUACUUGCUUGGACCACGACCCCGUGGACGCUGCCUUCCAACACCGGGCUUGCAACACAUCCUGAUUUCGAGUACAUUAAGAUCCACGACGAGGCAUCGGGGAAGCACUACAUCUUGCUGGAAGCGCUGCUGCGGACGCUAUACAAGGACCCGAAGAAGGCGAAGUUCAAGAUUGUACAGAAAUUGAAGGGCAAGGAUAUGUUGGGCUGGAAGUACGAGCCGUUGUUCGACUAUUUCUACGAAGAAUUCAGGAACUAUGGUUUCAAGGUCGUAAACGCGACGUACGUGACAGCAGACAGUGGUACGGGUAUCGUUCACCAAGCGCCUGCAUACGGUGAGGAGGAUUACAAGGUGGCCAUUGAGAACGGUAUCAUCGACCAGAACCGCCCGCCCGUAAACCCGGUCGACGAUGCUGGUUGCUUCACCUCCGCUGUUCCGCAUUUCGAAGGCCAGCAUGUGAAGGCUGCCGACAAGAACAUCAUCAAACACCUGAAGGGUACCGGCCGUUUAGUCGUGGACUCCCAACUUACGCAUAGCUACCCUUUCUGCUGGCGCUCCGACACUCCAUUAAUCUACCGAGCGGUUCCGUCAUGGUUUGUCCGGAUUCAGGAUAGCAUUCCUCAGAUGCUGAAGAACAUCGAAGGUUCGCACUGGGUUCCUUCUUUUGUGAAGGAAAAGCGUUUCGCCAACUGGAUCCAAAACUCGCCUGACUGGGCCAUUUCACGUAACCGUUUCUGGGGUACCCCUUUGCCUUUGUGGGUUAGCGACGACUUGAAGGAAGUUGUCUGUGUUGGAAGCGUGGAAGAGUUGAAGAAGUUGAGCGGCUACGAGGGCGAACUUACAGACAUUCAUCGCGACAAGAUUGACGACAUCACCAUUCCCAGUCAACAAGGCAAGGGCGUACUACGGAGAAGCCCUGAAGUGUUCGACUGCUGGUUUGAGUCUGGAUCAAUGCCUUACGCAAGUGCCCACUAUCCGUUCGAGAACGUCGAGCAGUUCGAGAAAUCUUUCCCGGGAGACUUCAUUGCCGAAGGAUUGGACCAGACGCGUGGGUGGUUCUACACUCUGACUGUUCUUGGCACGCUUCUUUUCGGCAAACUUCCAUUCAAGAACUGUGUCGUAAACGGCAUUGUACUUGCUGAAGAUGGCAAGAAGAUGUCAAAGCGUCUGAAGAAUUACCCUGAUCCCAUGCUUAUCAUGAACAAUUAUGGCUCCGAUGCGCUCCGGUUAUAUCUUAUCAACUCGCCCGUGGUGCGUGCCGAGACGCUCCGUUUCAAAGAAGCAGGUGUCAAGGAGAUUGUUUCGAAGGUACUGCUUCCGCUUUGGAACAGCUACCAGUUCUUCGAGCAACAGGCAGCGCUGUUGAAGAAGGUGGCGGAUCUAGACUUUGUGUUCGACCCCUCGGCUGAGAAAACCAAUGAGAACGUGAUGGACCGGUGGAUCCUAGCCUCAUGCCAGUCUCUCCUGAGAUUUGUCAACGAAGAAAUGGCCGCCUACCGACUGUACACUGUUGUUCCGCGGUUACUUAAGCUCAUUGAUGAUACCACAAACUGGUACAUCCGCAUUAACCGCCGUCGGUUAAAGGGUGAGUAUGGCAUCGAAGACACCAAGCAUGCUCUCAACUCUCUUUUCGAAGUCCUAUAUACCCUCUGCCGUGGACUUGCGCCUUUCACCCCAUUCCUUACCGACAACAUCUACCUGCGACUUCUUCCGCACAUUCCUAAAGAGCUCCGGGCAGAGGAUGACCGAAGCAUUCACUUCCUUCCUUACCCGGAAGUUCGUGAAGAGCUGUUUGAUGAGGUGGUGGAGCGACAGGUCAAGCGCAUGCAAGCGGUCAUCGACUUGGGCCGCAUCUGCCGAGAUCGCGCCAAUAGGGGACUCAAGACUCCUUUGAAGACGCUCGUGAUCAUUCACCCUGAUCCAGAGUACCUGGAUGACUUGCGCGCAUUGGAGAAGAACAACUACAUCAGCGAGGAGCUGAACGUGCGUGAUAUCAUUUUCUCCAGCGAUGAGGAGAAGUACCACGUUCAGUACUCUGCUUCGGCAGACUUCUCAGUUCUCGGAAAGAAGCUCAAAAAGGAUGCUGUCAAGGUCAAGAAGGCGUUGCCAAACUUGACGAGCCAGCAGAUCAAGGAUUUCAUCAAGGACGGCGAGAUGCUGGUCGAUGGUAUCAAGGUCGAAAAGGAAGACCUCAUGGUCAAGCGCGGCCUCGCCAAGGACGAUAGCAACAAAGACCAAGAAUUCAACACCGACGACGACGUUCUCAUUAUCCUCGAUGUUGCCAGCUACCCCGAGCUCGAGCAAGAAGGCCUGGCUCGUGAGAUUAUCCGCCGUGUGCAGGAUCUUCGCAAGAAGGCUAAUCUGGUGCCCACUGAUGAUGUGGGCAUGGAGUACCGCGUGCUAUCGGAUCCUGAGAACGUUGGCAUCGAAGCUUGCUUCGAGAAACAGGGUGCACUUUUCGAGAAAAGUUUGAGGAGGAACGUCGACAAGCACGUCAUCACUGAGCUGGAGGGCAAGAUCCCAGAGAAGGAUGACGAGACAGUUAUUGUGCAGGAGGAGCAGGAGCUACAGAAGGCAACUUUCCUUCUGAGAUUAGUGAAGUUGAAAGGGCAAGAUUGAGCGAAAUCACGAUGUGCGCUUGUUUGCGGCAUCUUUGAGGUUCGUUGAAAACAGUGUUGGGUCAUUUGCGACGUCUCGACGUUAUAUAUGAGUAGAUGAACAAAUCGAACAAUUGAAAUUUAUGGAUUGUCGCUGAUGAG